Messenger RNA from Harpegnathos saltator (Jerdon's jumping ant), 1344 nucleotides. RefSeq lists its product as uncharacterized. The record is from RefSeq and is a predicted model, not a curated record. The coding region runs from base 1 to 1344 and encodes 447 amino acids. Lineage: Eukaryota; Metazoa; Arthropoda; Insecta; Hymenoptera; Formicidae. The transcript has a single exon.
AUGAACCUGACAGAUGCAAUACUCCCAUAUUCUGGGCCACAAUCGUCUAAUUAUUACAAUCAGUUCUUCCACCCGAACAUUUGUCACGUUUGCAAGCAGAAAAUACACGGAAGAAAUCUUAUAAGAUGCGAGUGUUUCCUGAUCUCUUAUUGCAGCGAGGAUCACAGAAUACUGCAUCUGCCGCAACACCGCGACCUCUGCAAGGCUGUAAAGGAAUUUCUGAAGCAGGAGCCGGAACAGUUAACUCGCCGUUACACUAUGAACGAAUGGGUAAAAACGCGGAGUGCAUUUUCCUUGUCAGUCCAGCUGGCUAUAUCACGGUCGUUUGAGGAGUACGAGACGCAAAUGUUCUUGUACGCAAGAUCAUGCCUUAUUUGUCACCAACAGGUCGCACUGUAUACCUGCGAAAUCUGCUUUUCCGCCGAAUGCUGUAUCGAACACACACAAGAGUUUGACCAAAAACACGAUCCUGUCUGCGACAGCCUAAUACUGUGGCUCAAUCUCGAGCUCUCGAAUGUCGAAUUCGGAGGUACAAUGCCACUGUUCUUGAAAUUCGUGAGAUUUCCGGAUGAGAAUAGACCUUUCGGUAACAUGGUCACGUUUGUUACACAAUAUAUACAAGACGAAAUGUAUGAAUGGUAUGCUUUGGAUUAUAUAUAUACUGAUUACGUAUCGGGACCGUUAACGGUAUAUUAUGGGAUGGAAGAAGCAAAUCUAUUACAUUAUCUAAAGGGAGAACCUACCUAUGUUAUUCAUGUUAUAUGUGCGGACACUUUGGACAGAAAUAGUUUGCGAGCUUGGGAAAUACUGUUACAUCUGUUACCCGACAUAAAAGUCCUAAUAAUUGUAAUGAUAGGAUCAAAAUUAAAUUAUGAACACGGUACGUUCGAAAUUUGCUCCCGCUGCAAGACUAAUAAGAAAAAAAUUAUUUAUGAAUGUUGUCAAAUGUUAUAUCAUGAAUACGUACCCAUCGCGAUAUAUAGUCAACCAAAGAUAAUCGUAGGAUUUCAAGCAUUAUUAACGAGCGGUACAGCAUGGCCAAAAAGUGUGAAAGCAAUAAGAUCUCAAGAUUGCCCGUUACUUCUAACAACUGAUAAGCUAAUUACAGUGGAAAAGGAAGUAAAUGAGAUACAAAAAGCUCUGCAUAUUAAUGUAGAACCUGUUCUUCGUGACGAAAAUAAAUUCAGAUCUUUAAGACCACGCAGGAACAUUGACAACACUGUGUCUUAUUAUAAUUCGUAUGUAAUCAUCUAUGAGACAUUAAAUAUUUUAAACAAGUCAACCGAUAGUAGUAAUAAUAACAAACAGUUAUAUUCCUACUUGGCUAAAAUGAGUUGUAAGUAA